AGUAGGGACGGCGCGGCGGCGGUAACGGAGUUGAUAAGGGGAAAAUGGAGGCCACGACGUUCGGUUCUUCGCAGUUUACCACCGUCUCUGGUUCGCUCGGCUCACGGAGGUGGCCACUGAAAUUAAACAGAAAUAUCAUCAGUUUUAAAUCUCCGACAAAAAUUUCUGUCCGUGCCUCCGCUAUUAGAGGCGAUGAUUCCGCUGUGACUCUGCUUGAUUAUGGUGCCGGUAAUGUUCAAAGUAUUAGAAAUGCAAUCCGUUACCUUGGUCUCGAUAUCAAAGAUGUUCAAACACCAGAGGACAUUCUCAAUGCGGAACGCCUUAUUUUUCCUGGGGUUGGAGCAUUUGCUGCAAUGAUGGACGUGUUAAACAAUAACGGGAUGGCUGAAGCACUUCGCACUUACAUCGAGAAUGAUCGCCCAUUUUUAGGCAUUUGCCUUGGUAUGCAGCUACUAUUCGAGUCAAGUGAGGAAAAAGGGCAAGUGAGAGGUCUUGGUUUGAUUCCUGGGGUGGUUGGACGUUUUGAUUCUUCAAAUGGUUGCAGAGUUCCUCACAUUGGCUGGAAUGCUCUGCAAAUUAAGCAAGAUUCGGUUAUUUUAGAUGAUAUCGCGGACCGCCAUGUAUAUUUUGUCCAUUCAUACCGUGCUGUUCCAUCAGAAGAAAAUGAAGAGUGGGUUUCAUCCACAUGUAACUACGGGAUUGACUUCAUAUCAUCCAUUAGAAGGGGAAAUGUACAUGCUGUUCAAUUUCACCCAGAGAAGAGUGGAGAUGUUGGUCUUUCGAUACUGCGGAAGUUCUUGUUACCAAGUUCCCAGACUAAGAAGCCAUUUCAAGGGAAGGCUACAAAGCUUGCCAAGAGGGUAAUUGCUUGUCUUGAUGUGAGAACAAAUGAUAAUGGCGAUCUUGUUGUAACCAAAGGAGAUCAGUAUGAUGUGAGAGAGCAGACAAAAGAGAAUGAGGUGAGGAACCUGGGUAAGCCAGUUGAACUUGCUGGACAGUACUACAAAGACGGAGCUGACGAGAUUAGCUUUUUGAAUAUUACUGGUUUUCGUGAUUUCCCUUUGGGUGAUUUGCCAAUGUUGGAGAUAUUGAGGCGCACAUCAGAGAAUGUUUUUGUACCACUAACAGUUGGUGGUGGUAUCAGAGAUUUCACUGAUGGAAAUGGCAGGUAUUAUUCUAGUUUGGAAGUUGCUUCAGAAUAUUUCAGAUCUGGUGCCGAUAAGAUUUCCAUUGGGAGUGAUGCUGUUUAUGCAGCCGAAGAGUAUCUAAAGACAGGAAUAAAAACCGGAAAUAGCAGCUUAGAACAAAUUUCCAGAGUCUAUGGGAAUCAGGCGGUGGUUGUCAGCAUUGAUCCUCGUAGACAAUAUCUGACCAGUCCUUAUGAGGUUGGAUUCAAGUCUGUUAAAGUAAGAAACUUGGGACCAAAUGGUGAAGAGUAUGCGUGGUAUCAGUGCACAGUGAAGGGUGGACGAGAGGGUCGUCCUAUUGGUGCUUACGAGCUUGCUAAAGCCGUUGAAGAACUGGGAGCUGGAGAAAUCUUGCUGAACUGCAUCGACUGUGAUGGUCAAGGAAAAGGGUUCGAUAUAGAUCUGAUAAAGCUGAUCUCGGAUGCUGUGAGUAUUCCUGUUAUCGCAAGUAGUGGUGCAGGAACGGUUGAACACUUCUCCGAGGUUUUCUCCCAAACGAAUGCUUCCGCAGCUCUUGCUGCUGGCAUUUUCCACCGGAAAGAGGUACCCAUUCAAUCCGUAAAAGAUCACUUGUUAAAGGAAGACAUCGAAGUGAGGAUGUAACACUAUUUUACCUUUGUGAAUCCCUUUUGGAACCAAAUGGGACGUUGUAACCACUGUGAUCAUGUGUCAUAAGUAACAUUCAACCUCUUUCCUUUGCGAAAACCGAAAACCGGUAAAGUCUCGUUCGUGUUUUAUGUAUGAUAACAUUAACAAAUUCUCUAAAUUAGAGAAAAUGUAGAUUUUGGUGAUA
Messenger RNA from Cynara cardunculus var. scolymus (artichoke), 1980 nucleotides. Its product is annotated as imidazole glycerol phosphate synthase hisHF, chloroplastic. The coding region runs from base 45 to 1790 and encodes 581 amino acids. The transcript is spliced from 19 exons. Gene Ontology annotation, molecular function: oxo-acid-lyase activity; imidazoleglycerol-phosphate synthase activity. Lineage: Eukaryota; Viridiplantae; Streptophyta; Magnoliopsida; Asterales; Asteraceae. The record is from RefSeq and is a predicted model, not a curated record. Gene Ontology annotation, biological process: L-histidine biosynthetic process.